GCUUCGAUAAGAGGGUAGGAGCGGCAUCUCUGGUUACAGGGUCGGGCAGAGUGCAAAGGGUAGAGUCCAGGUUGGACAGCACUUCAUCUAGCCAUGGCGGCGUCUGGGGAGCCUCGGAGGCAGUGGCAGGAGGAGGUGGCGGCGGUGGUAGUGGUGGGCUCCUGCGUGACCGACCUGGUCAGUCUGACUUCUCGUUUGCCAAAAACUGGAGAAACCAUCCAUGGACACAAGUUUUUUAUUGGCUUUGGAGGGAAAGGUGCCAACCAGUGUGUCCAAGCUGCUAAGCUUGGAGCAAAGACGUCCAUGGUGUGCAAGGUUGGCAAGGAUUCUUUUGGCAAUGAUUAUAUAGAAAACUUAAAACAGAAUGAUAUUUCUACAGAAUUUACAUAUCAGACUAAAGAUGCUGCUACAGGAGCUGCUUCUAUAAUUGUCAAUGAUGAAGGCCAGAAUAUCAUCGUCAUAGUGGCAGGAGCAAAUUUACUUCUGAAUACUGAAGACCUGAAGGAAGCAGCCAGUGUCAUUAGCCAAGCCAAAGUCAUGAUCUGCCAGCUAGAAAUAACUCCAGCAACUUCUUUGGAAGCUCUGACAAUGGCCCGUAGCAAUGGAGUGAAAACAUUGUUCAAUCCAGCUCCUGCCAUUGCUGACCUGGAUCCGAAGUUCUACAGCCUCUCGGACGUGUUCUGCUGCAAUGAAAGCGAGGCUGAGACUUUAACAGGCCUCACGGUGGGCAACCCAGAAGAGGCUGGGAAAGCUGCAAUGGUACUCCUGGCAAGGGGCUGCAAGGUUGUAAUCAUCACCUUGGGGGACAAAGGAUGUGUGUUGCUGUCCCAGACAGAACCUGUCCCAAAGCACAUUCCCACAGAAAAGGUCAAGGCUGUGGAUACCACGUGUGGACCUGGCUGCAGACCCAAGAGUGAAGCAGCAACUUUAAGAAAGCAGAAACAUUAUAAAUAACCCAAAGAACCCUUUUAUAAUAGCAACUGCCUGCUGAUUUUGUGGCCUAACAGCUCAAGCAGAAAAGGAUAUAAAUACAAUAUUGUGCAAUGACUAAUUACUCAAAACUCUGUGCAUCAGCAGAAGUGGAACCUGCGGUUGGUGCUAAUGUUAUCAAAUGCCUUUGCUGUUUAAUAAUCUGUAGCUUUAUAUUAUCUAGCAUGGAAUUUUCACAGAAAACAAUGAUUGUAUUUCAAGUACCUCUCACUGAAAUUAAAAAGCAGCUGUUAAAAGAUGAA
Molecule: messenger RNA, 1232 nt
Organism: Marmota flaviventris (yellow-bellied marmot)
Lineage: Eukaryota; Metazoa; Chordata; Mammalia; Rodentia; Sciuridae
Source: RefSeq, a predicted model, not a curated record